AUGAUCGUGCGGCAAGGUUCUCUGGGCCUCGCAGGGCUGGUCGUCACGUUGCUUGCUAUCGCUUCCGCAGCCUCGGCGCUGCAGGUCACGACGCAGGUGGCAGGUGAUGCAGCCACCUUGGUGAUUCAAGCCCACAAUGCCUCAUCAACCCUUACCGUCUCUACGCAAGGGGUGACGGCCACUUCCUCUGCAGGCACUGGUACUCUGCAUGCAACCAAGUUGGCAGCCCAGAACAAUUUGGCAGCCCAGGCCCAAGACACUGUGACCAUUGGUGAUGAGACGUACAUGGCCCUGGCAGAGUACUUCUCUCAGUCCAUCAUGAUCCAGCGCAUUGAUGGCCAUAGCGUUGAACUGGUGCAGACCAUAGCGGCCAAUUCGCCAGUGGACGUUGAGUUUUAUGAGUGGAACAGCGUCCAUUACCUCGCAAUCUGUAAUCGCCGAAAUCUAUCAUCCUACGGCGGUGGUGAAACCAACUCGGAGGUGUGGCGCCGCUCGGCAUCCACCGGCGUUUGGUCUCGUCUGCAAACAUUUGCCACCUCCUACUGCAGUGAUGUCGAGGUGAUCCCGUCCGCGGAUGGCAGCCUCUUUCUGGGCUUUUCCAACUUUAAGUACAUGGAUAGUGAUCGUGUCGACCUCGAGCUCGAGUCAGAUAUUUAUGCCUGGAGCCCGACCUUACAGCGCUUUCAGCUGCAACACGCGAUUACCACCCAAGGCGCUUCAAAAAUGGAGAGCUUCAUCUGGAACUCCAACACCUACCUUUUUGUUGGCAACAGCGAGAUGUUUGAGAGCACCUGGGGUAUUGUAGUCAAGGCCCAAGACUUCUCCUUAGACUCUAGCGUUUUCAAGCUCAACACCGCGUCGGCCACUUUUGAAAAAGUCUCAACCGUUGCUACCGCUGGCAUCUCCGAUGCCACAACCGCCGUCAUUGACUCAGAACUGUACCUCUUUGUGACCAAUCGCGUCUCGAACGACGGCGGCACGGACGACUAUGCCCAAACCCUUGAGGUGUACUUGUGGGUCAACUCCCUUGAAUCCUUCUUCAACGUCAAUACGCCUUCCGCCACUGUCUAUGCCGCCUCAGCCGUUCAAGUCGUCACGGUGGAAGACAACGUCUUCGUGGCUGUUGGUGCUGAGCGUGAUGCGGCCGAUUCCUCUGUCAAUGCCACGCUUGAUAUUUUCCGCCUUGACUUGACCCUGAAUGCUCUGGUACCCGUGUACUCGGCUGCCACGGGCACCGUUCGGUGCCUAAGCUCGCAUACCAUUGGCAACCAGGUGCUGCUCUUUGCUGCCGUUGAGCAACGCGAGGACAGCUACGAGGCGAACCCAGACCGCAUUACCACUGUCGGUGCACUUGAGACACUCCGACUUUUUCGGGCCUCUGCUGCUGACACCGACUUUGCCAAUACCGUCGGCUCGCUCUUCGUCGACGGCAGCGGUGAAGCAAGCAUUCGCAUUCCCGUCGUGGACAAUAACGCCGUUGAACCGGACGAGUACUUUUAUGUGUCCGUCACCGAAACCAAUGGGGGCGUACAGGUGAAUACGACGACUGUUCGCGUGGACCUGCCCGGAGUUGGGGUGGCUGAUUUGACAGUUUCUCCGAUUGUGACCGUGGUCAAUGGCGAUGAGCUUCUUCUUACCGAGGAACUGCCGGCAGGCCAGCAGCUUUGCACCUUUGCCUUUGGUGGUUCGCCCGUUUCAAGUGGCCUAAGCAUUGUGCAGAGUAGUAGCAACUUUGCCAUCGCCAGCGGGCUACUCUACACCACCGCCACCAUCGACCUGGAGCAAUACGAUUCGGAUUUCUUCACACUUUUGGUUGAGUACACCGGCACAAGCCCCGUUGCGCAGGCUUGGGUCGUCGUACGCAUUGAAGACAUCAACGACAACUUGCCCGUAUUUGUUGGCAAUGUUGGAUCCAAUGCCGCAUACCAGGCUGACGUGGAGGAGAACCAAGCCGUGGGGACCACGGUCGUUCAGCUGGUCGUCACGGAUCGCGAUGCAGAUCUAAACGUAGUUUACGGCAUUACUGAGGUUUCGCCCAGCUCUGCUUCGGGUUAUUUUGCCAUUGACAACUCCACGGGUCUGAUCACGACGCGCACCGUAUUCGACCGCGAAGCUCUCGCAGCUGGAGGCUCAGAAUCCUUUGUUAUCAACGUUGAGGCAUAUGACCCCCGUGUGAUCGACCACGUUGCUUCGACCUACGUUCUUGUUGACGUGACUGAUCAAAAUGACAACGCCCCCAUCUUCGCACAGAGCAACUAUUCUACCGUCAUUCCGGAGUUUGUGCAAGCCAGCUAUGUCGUGGUGGGCCAGCGCGAGGGAACUGCGAUUGGCAGUACCAUCAUUACGGGCAUCGCCGCCACGGAUGCAGAUGAGGCUGCCAACGCGGCUUUGACGUAUACCAUCAUCUCCGGUGACCCCCAAAGGCUAUUCUCCGUCGUAACGACCAACGGCGUCGCCAGCUUGCGUGCUGGCCUGCUCGACUUUGAAACUAUGACCACGACCGAUUUCAACAUCACCGUUGCUGCUUGUGAUACCCCCGCUGCCAGCGAUCCUUUUGGCCAGCAGUGUGAUUACACCUCGCUUUACAUCACCGUUGAAGAUGAGAACGAUAAUCCGCCCGUGCUAAGCCCAGUGGCUGUGAGCAGCGCCGUUGCCACGGUCGGUUCGACCAAUUACAUCCUGGCAUCCUACAGCGCUGGCCAGUCCUUGGGCACCAUCAGCGCCACCGAUGCCGACUCGGGCAUUAAUGAAGUGAUCACGUUCUCCACCUCCUCACCGGAGAUCAACGUGGAUAGCAACACCGGUCUCAUCACCCUUGCCGUGAACGCUUCCACCCUCACGGUGGGGUCGCACACCGUGACCAUUGCUGCAACAGAUGGUGGAUCGCCCUCCUUCACCCGAACCGCCACCUUUUCGUUCUCGGUUCUGGAUAUGCCCACUUUUACCGCCAGCCCGUAUGCUUUGGAUGUCACUGAGAAUACGCCGGCCGGUGCCCUGCUGGGCACGUCUGUUCAGGCUGCUGUCCAAGUGCAGCUGACAGGUACCUCCUUUCAGUAUCAGAUUCUGAGUGGAAAUGACCUGGGCCUCUUCAGCAUCGGGUCCUCCUCGGGUACACUGGCCGUGGCCGCGGGUGCCAGCAUUGAUUAUGAGACGCUGGCCGCGCAUGAAUUCACCCUCAUGGUUCGAGCAACAGAUCUGGGCAGUCCUCUCACAGGUCGCAGCUCCCUCACGGCCGUGAACAUCACCAUUCUUGAUGAAAAUGAUGUAGCUCCCACCUUUGAUCUUCCUGUCUAUGCGCUCGGCUCUGUGCCAGAAGACGAUGCAAACCUUGCUUUUGUUGCACGCAACUUUGUGAAUGUCUCGGCCAGCGAUGCUGAUCAAGAUCCCGUCUUGAGCUUUAGCAUUCUCUCUGCCACCGCAACGCACCCCGAAACGGGUGCGGUCAGUGACGUCAGUGCUCUAUUCUCCAUCGACUCCAGCACGGGCUACUUCAUGAAUGUGGCACCCCUCGAUGCCGAGCAAUACUCGGCCUUUGCUCUUCAGCUAGGUGUGAGUGACGGCAUUUUCAACGUAUCAGCAGCUUUGACCCUGCAGCUUUCGGAUAUCAACGACGUUGCUCCUGUGUUUGAAGAGGCUUUGAACAUCGAUGCCACCACUGUUUCAGAGUCGUUGGCCGUGGGCAGCCACGUGAUGUCAUUUCUUGUCACGGACAAGGACGUGGGCUCAACAAGUCUCACUUGGAGCCUGAUUGAUCUGCCUACUACUACAGGCUUGGUUGGCAAUAGCUCCCGCUUUGCACUCAGCCAUGGUGUUCUUACUGUCGCCUCGCCUCUCGACUACGAAACGCACGAGUCGCACCGUUUCAAUGUAACCGUUUCUGAUGGCCGUUUUGAGGCGAUGCUGACCUUCACCGUUUUCUUGACCAAUCAAAACGAGGUUCCGCCCGUUUUUACCCCCUCCUCCCUUGGCAACACGACGGUCGUUGAGAACGUUUCAACGGGUUACGAGCUCGGCUAUGUGGUGGCCAUUGACACCGAUACCGAUGCAGUGGUCACUUACACGCUCAUCUCGGGUGGCUUCGGCCACUUUGGGGUCGACAGCAACACUGGUCUCGUAGCGGUUAUUGCCCCACUCGAUCGCGAAAACAAGAGCGCAUACUCCCUUGUUUUCCGUGCCGCCGAUCAGUUUGGACUUGAAUCUCGCAGCACCGUGCACGUGAGCAUUGGGGAUAUCAAUGAUAACACACCAAUUUUCACGCAAGCCAACUAUGUUGCUGCCCCGGUGGCAGAGAAUUCGGCUCAGGGUACCCCUGUCAUCACCGUGUCUGCCACGGAUAUUGAUGCAGGCAUCAACGCCCAGCUGACUUACACCCUGCUGCCCGGCGCGGACGCCGGCCAUUUCAGCGUGCACCCAACCACAGGUGCUGUGACCUUGAGUGCUGAUCUCAUCGACCGUGAGGCAAGCGUGUCUCUCAGUUUUGUCAUUCAGGUCACGGAUGGUGGCCACCCAUCGCGCAGUGCGCAAGCCUCGGUUUCUGUCAACGUUUUGGAUGCUAACGACAAUGCACCUUACUUUCUUUCCAACGGGACUGCCCUGUCGCUUUCCGAAGCCACGUCCCCGGGCGCUGAGGUGUAUGACCUCCAGGCCUUUGAUGACGACGCUACCGUGGUUAACAAUGUUGUCACCUACGAGCUCAUUUCCGCGGACACCAGCGUGUUCAGUGUAGAGCAGUCGACGGGCAAGGUGGUUCUGGAGGCUGCUGUGGAUUUCGAGACUCGUGGCGCCCAGCCCUUUGUUCUCACGCUCCGGGCUCUUGAUUCAGGCUCUCCAACCCUCACCAGCAACGUCUUUACACUGACAAUCACAUUCACCGACGUUAAUGACAAUGAUCCGGUGUUCGAGCCCACGCAGAGUUUCUCGUACAGCGUUGCCGAGGAGCUGACCAACUUUGCCGUGUUUACUGUUGAAGCUUCAGACCCAGACCUUGUGGAUGUGGAUCAACUCACCUACGAUAUCGUGUCCAUCGUCCCGGAUGAUGACGUAUUUGUCAUCAAUGACCAGGGUGUUGUGCGAACCUCCCCCACGAACCGCAUUGACCGCGAGGCUUUUGGGCCGACCAACGCCGAAUACGCAGUCACCAUUCGCGUAUCCGAUAGCGGCAAUCGCACGGCCACGGCCACAUAUACGGUGACCGUCAUUGAUGUCAAUGAUAAUGCACCCGUUUUUAGCCAAUCCCCAUAUUCCACCACUGUGCCAGAGAGUGCAGCCAUCGGCACGACCGUGCUAACAGUGAGCGCCACUGAUGCUGAUGUGGCGGGCACGCCAGCGGGUACGAUCUCUGGGUAUACCAUCAUCUCAGGUAACUCGGCUGGCUUCUUUACUCUCAACAGCGCCACAGGUGUCAUUCGCCUGGCCCGUAAACUUGACGCAGAGACAGCGCCGGCUGGUGGUUAUCAACUGCGCAUCCGCGCGUCCGAUAGCGCCACCCCAUUUGUUCUCAGCACACAGGUUACGGUCCAAAUCAUCGUGUCUGACGUGAACGACAACGCUCCGCAGUUUCAACCUGGUGGAUACAAUGCUACCGCCAUCUCUGAGAGUGCAUCGGCUGGCACCACUCUGAUCCAGGUCACUGCCUACGACGCCGACAAGACCUCGGCUAACAACGCCAUCACCUAUGAUAUCGUGGGUGAUGUCACGGGUCAAUGGACCAUUGAUCAAUCUGGAACCAUCAUGCUCGCGACGUCCCCGCUUGACCGCGAGACGUACCCGGGUGAGCUCACCAUCACGGUGCGCGCCCGCGAUGCUGGUGGCUUGUAUGAUACAACUGAAGUGCGGUAUAUUGUUGAUGAUAUCAAUGACAACGUGCCUGUCUUUGCCCAGAGCUCUGCCAGCAUGGCCAUUGAUGAGGAAGUGGCGCCUGGCACUUUUGUCAUGCAGGCCCAAGCCACCGACGCCGAUAUUGGACUCAAUGCACGUGUUUAUUAUGGUCUGCGUGGCGCUGAUGCCAACUUUUUUGUCGUUGAUACCGAUUCGGGUAACAUCACCGUUGCGGCCCGACUUGAUCGCGAGCAACAGGCGUCGUACACCCUCCAAGUGAUUGCCUCCAACGCAGCGGCUCUAUCGGACCCUGUCGGCACUCAAAACAUCACCAUCAAUGUCAAUGACAUCAACGACAAUGGGCCUCAAGUCGCGGCGACCAGCUCUGCAUCCAUUGCAGAGAACACGGCCUCGGGUGUUCUUGUCACUACGAUUCAGGCAUCUGAUGCCGAUGCCAUCGCCUCGGGCUUUGGCGUUUUGAGCUACUCCAUUACCAGUGCCUUGGCGUUUGAAACGGCCACCGGGUUUACGGCAGCGGCCUCGGGCGUUUUCCAGAUCGACCCGCAAACGGGCGUUAUUACGACCCAGGGCAGUUUGGAUCGCGAGUUGUACGACAGCUUCACGAUUGUGAUUACUGUGCGAGAUGGCGGUGUUGUUCCACGAACUAACAGUACAACGCUGACUAUCACAAUCACCGAUCGCAACGACAACGCACCCCUCUUCGUCAGCAACCAGAGCAGCAGCUUUAGCAUUGCUGAAAACUCCACCGUGGGUGUGACACUCGGCUCUGUCUCCGCAACAGAUGCUGACCUGGACGACGCCGGGCGUGUGCGUUUUAGCUUCGUCGGCAGCAGCGGUCGGUUUAGCCUCAAUGCUCUGUCAGGCACCAUCACGCUGGCCUCAGCUCUCGACUACGAAACGCAGUCAACCACCUAUUCUCUGGUGGUCAAGGCUGAAGAUCUAGGCUCCCCCGCCUUGAGCACUUUGCUCAACAUCACCAUCACGGUGACUGACGUUAACGACAAUGCCCCAAGCUUUGCACAGUCAGCCUAUCCCUUUGAAGUUCUGGAGGGCCAGACUGGACUUGUUUAUCAUCUGUCUGCCACGGAUGCCGACUCGGGUAUCAAUGCCAUGAUUACAUACAGCCUCGUGCCUUCUGCCAAUGCAAGCCACUUCAACAUUGACCAGAAUGGCAACAUCACCCUGGUCGUGCCAUUCGAUCGCGAGCAGACAACAUACGUCGAGUUUGAUGUGAUGGCCACAGAUGGAGGCAGUCCGGCCCUCUCGACGACGACACAGGUCGUCGUACUUAUUCGUGACAUCAACGACAAUGCCCCAGUUUUCAAUCCCAGCUUCGACCAGGUGCUGGUGACCGAAAACACGGCUGAUGUCGUCAUUUUCCAGGUGUCGGCCACCGAUGCUGACACCUCGCCCUUUGCUACGCUCGUCUAUUUCUUGUACAACGCCAGCUCGCACUUUGCCAUCAACAGCACCUCGGGCGAGGUGAGCCUUGUCCAGGGCCUGGACUAUGAAGCUGCUUCAUCUGUUAUUGUAGUCAUCGGUGCAUCGGACCAAGGUGCUGAGACUCCCAAUGCCUUUUUCACGCUCACUGUGCAAGUCGACGAUGUGAAUGACAACUUUCCCAUCUUUGAUGCAACGUCAUACUCGGGCGAUGUUGUCGAAAACUCCACCACGGCCCUCGUGGUCGGCCAGGUCUGGGCGACUGACGCCGAUGCCGAUGGGCUUGCAGCUGUCACCUAUAGCAUUGAGCCUCGCGACCCGACCUUCGCAGGAUAUUUGGCUAUCAACGACUCGGGUGUGGUCUAUCUUCGUGCGGGCUACGCAUUUGAUUACGAGCUUGUGCAGACUGUUGAGUUUGUAGUUACAGCCACCGAUGUGGGCAACCAGGCGACGAAUGCCAACUUUUCGCUGGCCAUUUCUGACGUCAAUGACAAUGCCCCUGUUUACGUGGCCGCCCCUUACUCUUUUGACAUUGACGAAGAUGCAACUGUUUCUACCGUGGUGGGCACGGUCAUGGCAACAGAUGCAGACUCUGGUGCGUACGGCACUGUCGUCAACUACAUCUUGUAUUCUGCUGACGGUGCGCCGUUUGUUGUGGACGCACAAGGCACAAUCUGGCUUGUGGCCCCAUUGGACUAUGAAGCGGUAUCCUCCUACACCGUGAUCAUCACAGCUGUCGACGGCGGCAUGGUUGCCACCAAUACUUCAGUCACCAUCAUCGUACACGAUGUCAACGACAAUGCUCCGCUGUUUGGUCAGGCUGACUAUGUGGUCCAAGUUGAAGAGAACGCCGUUGAUGGCCUGGUGCUGCUAGUGCCGGCUGUGACCGAUGCGGAUAGCCCUCCUCAUGAUGUCUUUACGCUGAGCAUUCAGUCAUCUGCCGCUUCGCCUUACUUUACUAUUGCCAACGGCUCGCUUGUCGUGAGCACAGCAGUUGGCGUCUUGGACCGCGAUGUGGUGACUGCCAACCCCCGGAUCUUGACUUUGACCUUGGUGGCGACGGAUAUGGGUGGUCUUCUCUCGACCGCUCAGGUCACUGUGCAGGUUAUGGAUGUGAAUGAUAACGCCCCCCAGUUUGAUUCAUCUACAUAUGCCGUCUCGGUGUCUGAGAACACGGCGGUGGGAGCGCUCAUCAACCUUCAAGUUACGGCCACUGAUGCUGAUUAUCAGAACAACUUGACUUAUUCCGUGGACAACGCCAGCGGUGCUGUGCUGUCUGUGGAUGUGGACGGCUCUUUGCGACUGGCCACAUUGAUUGACUAUGAGACCAGCGUGCAACAUGAAGUUACCGUGCGAGUGACAGAUGAUGGCACACCAACUCUUUCCAGUACAGUGGUCAUCCGCGUCAAUGUGGUUGACGAGAACGACAACUCGCCCAUCUUUGAGAUGAGCUCUCUCCAAGCUAAUGUCUAUGAAAAUGCUGCACCAGGCAUUAUCGCCCAGGUCAUGGCCUCGGAUGCUGACGUAGUUAAUGGUGGAAGCAUCGCACGCUACGAGCUAAUCUCUCACACGGAUUUGUUCGGCAUCAAUAGCAACUCGGGUGUAGUGAGCACGCUCGUUCCCUUGGAUCGCGAGGCAAUGCCCUCGUACGCCGUGACAGUGCGAGCGUAUGACAACGGCGUAUCCACGCCCCGCUACACCGAUGCUCAACUGCUCAUCAGCGUGAAGGACGUGAACGACAAUGCGCCUUAUUUUCCUUGCGCAUUGCUGGGUCACACCAUUCGGCGUUCUGCCGAGGUGCAUGACGUCGUGGCGACAGUGCGUGCCGAAGAUGUUGACUUGACACCAGGAACGGUGACCCAUCGUAUCUCGGGUGGCAACUGCCAAGGCAUGUUUGGCAUUGCGCCGUAUGAUGGCCGUGUCUAUUUGAACCGGCCCCUGGCAACGGUGGACAGCUCAUUGUAUGUACUCGAGGUCCAGGCCUCUGAUAGCGUCCAUGUGACCACUACUACCGUCUACUUUCAGAUUGAAAGCGAGUUUGAGCAGGAAGGUCGUCGUGUGCUGGAUGCUAUACAAACAACCAUGUCAAUGGAAGGCAUGAGUCCUAGCUAUACCUUUGACUUUGGCACUGAUGACCUGGCGUCUGUCACCUCUGGUUCCGGGGAGCUGCCAUGGACCACUGCUGGGCCAUUCGUCACUGGCGCCAAUACAGGCCACGAUCACAACUACUGUAGUCACCACACCUACCAUCACUGCCACCACCAGUCAGACGAGCCCUGCCACGACUACAACCCCUACCACUACCACUACCACUACCACUACCCCUACCCCUACCCCUACCACUACCACUACCACUACCCCUACCACUACCCCUACCACUACCCCUACCACUACCCCUACCACUACCCCUACCACUACCCCUACCACUACCCCUACCACUACCCCUACCACCAGCCAGACUACGACGCCAAUGCCAACGACCACUUCCACAGCUGCUCCUUCCACAUCCGCACCCAGUGUUGUCACAAAUAUCCCAUCCACUUCUACGACAGACGGAUCCUUGACCACUACGAUCACCACCGACUCUCCAUCGACUUCCACCACCACCGCUACCACCACCACUACUACGACCGCCACCACCACUACUACUGCCGCCACCACCACUACUACUACUACUACCGCCACCACCACUACUACAGACCACCGGAGGAAACGGUGGAGGUGCCGACUGCUAUUUCCCAUUCACGUUCCAAGGCAAGACGUACGAAACGUGCACCAAGGAUCCUGACAAUCGUGCUCUUUUCUGGUGUUCCACGGGCCCUGCCUUUAAUGGACAAUCAUCAACCAGCUAUGGAAACUGCGUGCUUGAAGAGCUCACUCUUUUUUCCAACAACGGCCAGCUUGAGCUGAACUAUUCCAACGCCCUGGUUGUCAACGAAACAUAUGCAUUUGAAUUGGCACCCACUGUGGCGGCCGAGGUCUUCGUCUACAAUAACAACACUCACCAACGCAUCACCUCGGGUGUCAAGUACAACGCUGACGAGGAAACUUUGUUCAUCACGGUGGACACCAGCUACCCAGACUCUAUUUUGCUGGCCAUUGGUACCGAUUUCGCCAAUGGUGUGUCCCUAGCCGUCGCCAACCAACAGCAAGCUACGUCCACUGCGUACCCAUCUUCUGGUGUGUACACCAUUGCGGGCACUGGAAACCCAGGCACACGUCGAGAGUGCGUGUUCCCCUUCCUGUACAACGGUGUAUCCUACACGGAAUGUACGUGUGCGGGCAGCUUGGCCAGCUUCUGGUGUGCCACCACCGACAACCUUGAUCGCGACUACGAGUGGGGCUUCUGCGACCCCUCAACAUUCAAUGCCUCGAGCGAUAAAUGCGCUGCGGAUAAUGCCCAAGAUGCAGGUGCAGAAAACCAACAGGUAUUGGAUACAUUUGUCGGUUGGGAGUCUUAUUCUACAGACGACGACCAAAAUGGGGCCAGUGGCGACACCAGUGCAGGCUCUGCAGACAGCGCCUCCACUGCGGCAGUGAGCGCAAGCGUCAUGGCGGCCGUCGUCAUUGUCUGCGUCAUUCUCGUCAUUGUGGCCACCGCUAUGGUGGUAGUGCGCAAGAAGCGUCAACAAAGCGCAGUGACUUUUUUGCCAGAUACUCACCCCUCAGAGGAGGCACCCCCAGCUCCUCGGCGUGCCUUCGCGCGCCCCGCCCCACAGCCCCUUUAUUUGAAUCCGCUGCAGGCAUAAGUCAACGCUGGAACUGCGAGCGGGCAUCAUCAAUCUCUUGACAUGUCUCGUGUGGUGUGAUGCGUGUUUUCGUUUCGACUUUUUGAUCUUUCGUUUCUCUUCUCCUGAAAGUGCCCGUGCAAAACAAGCGUGUGACCUACAUGCGUUGUCGUCACCGACUGAUUUUAUGUAGCGUGUAUGGUGCUCGGUCUCACCUGUUGUGGAUGUUUUUUUCUUAUCCGAUGCUCAUGCAAUGAUGCACGCGCGUGGGAUUUUCUCGGAGCCCCUCGAUUUCGGGCACUUUGAAGGCCUCACAUCUGAGAUUGAUAUGAAUUUUGGUGCGAGUUAACCAGGCACGGGUCGCUCGCUUUGAAUUGACUGAUUAGAGU
This is a messenger RNA of Monosiga brevicollis MX1, 11395 nucleotides long. RefSeq lists its product as uncharacterized. NCBI's taxonomy places the organism in Eukaryota, Choanoflagellata, Craspedida, Salpingoecidae. The transcript has 9 exons. The record is from RefSeq and is a predicted model, not a curated record. Bases 1 to 10188 code for a protein of 3395 amino acids. Gene Ontology annotation, molecular function: calcium ion binding. Gene Ontology annotation, cellular component: plasma membrane. Gene Ontology annotation, biological process: homophilic cell-cell adhesion.